AUGGUAGAUCCGGUGGGCUUCGCCGAGGCGUGGCGCGCCCAGUUCAACGACGCGGAGCCGCCCGCGAUGGCGCUGCGCUCGGUGGGCGACAUCGAGGCGGAGCUGGAGCGCUGCAAGGCGUCGAUCCGCCGCCUGGAGCUGGAGGUAAACAAGGAGCGCUUCCGCAUGAUCUACCUGCAGACGCUGCUGGCCAAGGAGCGCAAGAGCUACGACCGGCAGCGCUGGGGCUUCCAGCGCGGCCCCGAGGCCGACGACGACAGGCCCGCCCGCCCGCGCCCGCCCGCCCUGCGCAAGCUCUCCGCGCACAGCGACGGCAGCUCGGAGGCGGACGCCGCGCAGCCCGACCAGGAGGAGCGCGCCAAACCCGCUGCCUCGGACGAGAAGCCCCGGGAGGAGGGCGCUGCGGCGGGCUCCCCGGGCAGGGCGCGGCCGGUCCCCAGCUGCAAUCGCCGCCGCCUGCCCCCCGCUGCCGCCUCAGUGGAGCGGGACGUCUUGGAGUCGGGCGCCAGGGAGCGCGGCCAGGGGGGCGGCGGCGUGGGGCUGCUGCGCUCCGGCCUGGAGCGCGGGAGGAAGGCGCCUUCGUCGUCGCCGCCGCCCUCGAGGCCGCCGGACGGCCGGGAGGCGGGCGAGAAGCCCUUCUACGUGAACCUGGAGUACCACCGCGAGCGCGGCCUGGUGCGCGUCAACGACCGCGACGUCUCGGAGCGCAUCAGCGCGCUGGGCAGCCAGGCCAUGCAGCUGGAGGCGCGCAAGAAGCUGCCGGGGCCGCCGCGGGGCCGCUCGGCCGACGCCGCCUAUGACGACGGGGGCGAGUACGAGGACGCGGAGCUCAACGCGCGCUUUCUGAAGGACAACCUGCUGCUGGACGGCGCCGGCCGGCCCGCCUGGACGUCCGCCUCCCCCGCCGCCUUCCAGCCCUACCAGAGCGCCUUCGGGGGCGGCCCGGCGGGGACGGCCGAGCAGCCGCUCACCUGGCCGCGCCGCUCCUACUCGCCGCGCGGCUUCGAGGACCUGGGCGGGGGCGGCGGCUACACGCCGGACUGCAGCUCCAACGAGAACCUGACAUCCAGCGAGGAGGACUUCUCGUCCGGCCAGUCGAGCCACGUGUCGCCCAGCCCCACCGCCUGCCGCCUCUCCCGCGAGAAGAGCCGCUCGCCCUCGCAGCAGUCCUUCGACAGCAGCGGCAGCCCCCCGACCCCGCAGGCCCCCAAGCGUCACCGGCACCACGCGCAGGCCGCCGGCCCCGAGCCCAGGAAGAGCGCGCCGCCCUGGCCCUGCGACGGAGAGUCGCCCGCUGCGAGGGCCGCCGCGGACGGCUGUUUCCAUGGCGACUCAGAUCUCUCCUUUGGUGGCCUUGCACCAGGCUACGUCUACGAUGUGGACAGAGCUGAGGAGCAGAGGCACCACCAUGACAUCAUGCCCUUCAUUGAUGACUCCCCCUCCUCUUCACCCCAUCUCAGCUCCAAGAGUCGAGGCAGCCGAGAUGGCUUCUCCUCGGGGUCCCUGGAAUCUUCCAAAUCAAGCGAGCCAGACCUGGAAAAGGGCCUGGAGAUGAGGAAGUGGGUCCUGUCGGGCAUCCUGGCCAGUGAGGAAACCUACUUGGGUCACCUUGAGGCUCUCCUGCUGCCCAUGAAGCCUCUGAAGGCAGCUGCCACCACCUCCCAGCCGGUCCUGACGAGCCAACAGAUCGAGACCAUCUUCUUCAAAGUGCCUGAGCUCUACGAGAUCCACAAGGACUUCUAUGAUGGGCUUUCCCCCCGCGUCCACCAGUGGAGCCACCAGCAGCGGGUUGGCGACCUCUUCCAGAAACUGGCCAGCCAGCUGGGAGUGUAUCGGGCCUUUGUGGAUAAUUAUGAGGUUGCCAUGGAGACGGCCGAGAAGUGUUGCCAAGCCAACGCGCAGUUUGCAGAAAUCUCAGAGAACCUCAAAGCUCGAAGCUCCAAGGAUGCAAGAGACCAGACAACAAAAAACUCCUUGGAAACUCUCCUCUACAAGCCGGUGGAUCGGGUCACACGCAGUACUCUUGUGCUCCAUGAUUUGCUGAAGCACACCCCCUCGAGCCACCCCGACUACCUGCUCCUGCAGGACGCCCUGCGCAUCUCCCAGAACUUCCUGUCCAGCAUCAACGAGGAGAUCACACCCAGGAGGCAAUCUAUGACUGUCCAGAAGGGGGAGCACCGGCAACUCCUGAAGGACAGCUUCAUGGUGGAGCUGGUGGAGGGAUCUCGGAAGCUGCGUCAUGUCUUUCUCUUCACGGAUCUUUUCCUUUGUGCCAAGCUUAAGAAGCAGAUUGGAGGGAAGAGCCAGCAGUAUGACUGUAAGUGGUACAUUCCCCUCUCAGAUCUCAGCUUCCAGAUGGUGGAUGACUCCGAGACGAUGCCGAACAUCUCUGUUGUGCCAGACGAGGAGCUGGAUGCCAUGAAGAUCAAGAUCUCCCAACUCAAGAGCGACAUCCAACGUGAAAAGAAAGCUAACAAGGGAAGCAAGAACUUGGAGAGGUUGAAGAAAAAGCUGUCUGAACAGGAAUCCCUGCUUCUCCUGAUGUCUCCUAAUAUGGCCUUCCGAGUGCACAAUCGCAAUGGCAAAAGCUACACCUUCCUCAUCUCCUCGGACUACGAACGGGCCGAGUGGCGAGAGAUCGUCCGAGAGCAGCAGAAGAAAUGCUUCAAAAGCUUUUCGCUGACAUCGGUGGAACUCCAGAUGCUGACAAAUUCUUGUGUGAAGCUUCAGACGGUGCAUCACAUUCCCCUCACAAUUAACAAAGAAGAUGACGAACCUUCCGGCCUCUAUGGAUUCCUGAAUGUGAUUGUCCAUUCGGCCACUGGCUUCAAGCAGAGCUCCAGCUUGUACUGCACCCUGGAAGUGGAUUCCUUCGGCUACUUUGUGAACAAGGCCAAAACGAGAGUUUACAGAGACACUGCAGAGCCCAACUGGAACGAGGAGUUUGAGAUAGAACUGGAGGGCUCCCAGACUCUGCGCAUCCUGUGCUACGAGAAGUGCUACCACAAGAGCAAGCUCACCAAAGAAGACGGCGAGACCACCGACCGCAUUAUGGGCAAAGGCCAAAUCCAGCUGGAUCCCCAAACCUUGCAAGACAAAGACUGGCAACGCACGGUCAUCUUCAUGAACGGGGUCGAAGUGAAGCUCUCCGUGAAGUUCACAAGCAGAGAGUUCAGUCUAAAGAGGAUGCCAUCUCGAAAACAAACGGGAGUAUUUGGAGUAAAGAUUGGGGUUGUCACCAAGAGAGAGCGAUCCAAGGUGCCUUAUAUUGUGCGCCAGUGUGUGGAGGAGAUUGAACGUCGGGGCAUGGAAGAGGUGGGCAUUUACCGGGUCUCUGGAGUUGCCACAGAUAUCCAGGCUUUGAAAGCAGCUUUUGAUAUUAAUAACAAAGAUGUCUCCAUCAUGAUGAGUGAGAUGGAUGUGAACGCGAUUGCAGGAACACUCAAGCUCUACUUUAGGGAGCUGCCAGAGCCUCUCUUCACAGAUGAACUCUAUCCCAACUUUGCUGAAGGCAUUGUGUUGUCUGACCCGGUUGCAAAAGAAAGCUGUAUGCUGAAUUUGCUGCUUUCGCUUCCGGAGCCCAACCUGGUCACCUUCCUUUUCCUCUUGGAUCAUUUGAAAAGAGUUGCUGAAAAGGAGAACAUCAACAAGAUGUCGCUUCACAACCUGGCCACCGUUUUUGGACCAACAUUACUCAGACCGUCAGAAAAAGACAGCAAAAUUCCUGCCAAUCCAAUGCAACCCAUGGCCAUGACUGACAGCUGGUCACUCGAAGUCAUGUCCCAGGUUCAGGUUCUCCUCUAUUUCCUGCAACUGGAGACAAUUCCCACCCCGGACAGCAAGAGGCAGAGUAUCCUCUUCUCCACUGAGGUGUAGAAGCCAAAAGCUCCAUCCAUCCAUCCACCCGUCCCUUCCUCUGACCUUCCAGCCUUUCCAUCUCCUUGGGAAGGAGAGAAAGCCCUCCCUCUCUCCCCCUCUCUGUUGACCAAGAAGCCACUGGGGGAAGAUUAUUGUCUUCAGGGAAAGAUUCCUUUCACCAGAUCAGGAAAAGAGCAACAGAGGAAAGCAAGCUGCCUUGGGAAGGAAUGGGUCCCCGAAGGAAUUCCUGGGAGGAUUUUUGCAGUGGAAUUCAUCUGACGCUUGGGAAGUUCUGGGUGUCUUUUCUUCUUGGACGCCUUUGAAGAGCAGAAGGAUUUUUCUUUGAUGACCACUGUUGUGGAUUUGAGUGGAGUGCCACAAGGAUGUUCAACCGUCAUGGCCAUUACUUGCAAAUUUAGAACUCAAUUUAAACAUUUCUUUUUAAUAAGUAAAUAAAUUAGGAGCUUCAUGCACAAUCAGGACAUUAAAAAAAAUCUUUUCCUUGCCUUUUAUCCUUUGACUCUCUUUUGGUGGAAAGUUUUACUGAAGGUGCAUCAUCUAAUCAUUUAGAAGAGAAUAAAGGCCAGAAUGUGGAGGAGAAGGAGGUGAUGGCCAGCUCUUAAGGCCUUCUCCUUUUCCACGAAGGAUGGGAGGUGUGUGGAGAAGGUGCUGAGGUCUUCAGGCGUUGUAAAGACUGGAGAAGAUAAUCUGCAAAAUUGCCCCUUUCAUAAAGGCCUCGUGCCCAGUUUUAACCCAACUGCAGCAGCAUAAGGACAUAAGCCGAUGGUGGGUUUCUCUGCAGUUGGGCCAAAGCCGUCCUCCCCCCUCCCAGCUGCUAAACAGUCCUUGGAUCCGCUGGCGGGAAUUGGGAGGGCAGGAUUGGGCCUCUCUGCUCUUUCUUGGUUGGGACUUUGGAAAGACUUUGCUUAUGGAAAAUAUUUUUUUCACUGCCAUCCUGUUUUUGCUGGGAAAGAGAAAUGUUUUGAUAAGAUGUUUUAAUGACUUGUACAAUGGUGAUUGAGGGACCAUUUUAUAUUUUUCAGAAAUUCCAACAGUUUGUUUUAAGAUUGACAGGCAUCAUUCAUGGAUUGUAAUGCUGGAAAAGAGUCAACCCUGGCAGUCAGAAAUAGGGAUUAAGCCCAGAAUCCUCACACAGGAAAGGAUCUCUUUGUGUUUCAUAUUUGUCAGAAACAAUGUCCGUAUUGGUCCCAUACCAUCAUACAGCAUAAGUUUUGUCUUGUUAAUUCAAAGCCACUUUUUCCUAGAUGUUCAGAAGUGACUUGGAAGGCUAAAAAGUUCAACUCUGGCUAAUGAGCGAGAAACCAGGAAGCUAAACUGAAAUUCUGGUUUUGUUCAGAGAGAUUAUUAAUAGGAAAUGAGGAGCUUUGCCCACAGUUUCCCAUGCUUUGGGUAAGUAAUGGGGACUAUCACUACAGAAGCAUGAGGCUCCGUAGCUGCUUUGAUCCCCAAGUUGUACAAUUCAGCUAUUUUAACACUGGGAAAGAACCCAUCCCGAGAGUGGCCGGAUUGUGGUGUCUGACUAUCUCAGCAUCUCUCAUUCCAGGAAAUAUUUAAAAGGAAUCCCAUAUUGCUUUUCCUUUCAGAAGUUUAGAAGUUAGAACUCUGUUCUGCUGUCCUAGUUUGGAUGGUGAUGUACUUCAGUAUAUGAAGACGAGAUACAUAACCCUUUUUGCUGAGGUGCCCAUAUAUUUGUUCCUCAGUCCUCCUUUUGCCAAAACUGGAUUUUUUCUCCCAACUUUCUACCAUGGAAAGGGGCUUUCAGACAAGCUGAUGGAGGAUCAAGCUGUCUGUAAAUCCAGGGACAAAAAGCAUCGCCUGUCUUUGUGUCAGUUGAAGGAGAAGAUUCAUCAACCAAAGGUCCCUUCUGAAGAGCACCUCAGUGAAGUAAGGGUUCUAAAUAGGGGGAUCAUUUAAGUAAGAUUUUUUUAAAAAAAAAUCAAAGCUAAAUGUGAUGGUAUUUUUAUUACUGUUAUUUGAGGCAACCAAUAUUCAAUAACCCUAUAAUGAAAGUCUAGACUGAAGCUUUCUCAUUCCAUCAGCCAGUCAUAUGUUUAUUCUUCUAAGGUAACUGUUGUAGGUUACUCCCUUAUAAAAAGACAGGAGAAAAGAUUGUGAAGACAGAAAGUGUUAGGGUACAAGGUUUGUUCAUCAGAACUGAACCACCCCCAGUUGUCAUCUUGCAGAGAAAUGGUUCACAUUGGCCCAGGAGUCUCCUACGCCUUGCCUGCAGUAUCCUUCUUUUCUACUCGGCUUGCUCGAGAUUAGGCAUCAAGAUAUUCACUCACAGAAUAAGGGGGAGUCCUCCCCAAGUUCCCUAGAGUGCCAACUAAGUAUUUGGACUACAAUGGAAGGAACUUACACCUUUCCCUCUGUUCUGAAUCCUCAGACAAGUAUUGUAGGCUCUCCAAGUCCUGCUUAUAGGGCCCAGUAGUAUAUUAACAGCCGGCCCAAUGGGGUUGUAAAGAUUGGGAGUGUUAAUAAAGCUUAUUUGAGUCACUAAAAGUCAUAACCGGUUUAAGGAAGGCCACAGUGUUGUUUUGUGAACUUGAGGCAUGUCUUGAAAAUUAAAGUUUUAAGGGCUUUUAUUUA
Molecule: messenger RNA, 6468 nt
Organism: Thamnophis sirtalis
Lineage: Eukaryota; Metazoa; Chordata; Lepidosauria; Squamata; Natricidae
Gene: BCR
Product: BCR activator of RhoGEF and GTPase
Biological process (GO): protein phosphorylation; positive regulation of GTPase activity; intracellular signal transduction
Cellular component (GO): membrane
Molecular function (GO): protein serine/threonine kinase activity; guanyl-nucleotide exchange factor activity; GTPase activator activity
Source: RefSeq, a predicted model, not a curated record